AUGAAGUCUCUCGGCCAGAACCCUUCCGACUCGGAGUUGCAGGACAUGAUCAAUGAAGUCGACGCCGAUCACUCCGGCAGCAUAGAUUUUGAUGAAUUCCUCAAGAUGAUGUCCACGACUGUCAAAGCCCAGGACUUCGCGCACGAGACCCGCGCGGCAUUCAACGUCUUCGACAAGGACGGCUCCGGUACAAUCUCCGCAGAUGAACUGCGCCAGGUGAUGAAGUCGCUCGGUGAGAACUUGACCGACGAGGAGAUCGACGAGAUGAUCCGUGAGGCGGACAAGGACAGCAACGGAACGAUAGAUUGUGGGUUUCCCUUCCUGCUUUCGGUGCAGUUGUCCCACCCGUGGUCGCUGGCCUCCGAUGGGUACAUCUUAUCAUUAAAUGAUGUUGUCAAAUCAAGCUUGAUCAAGGGCCAAUGCUGA
Molecule: messenger RNA, 426 nt
Organism: Cladophialophora yegresii CBS 114405
Lineage: Eukaryota; Fungi; Ascomycota; Eurotiomycetes; Chaetothyriales; Herpotrichiellaceae
Product: calmodulin
Exons: 3
Coding region: 1-426 (141 amino acids)
Molecular function (GO): calcium ion binding; enzyme regulator activity
Source: RefSeq, a predicted model, not a curated record